UGUAUUCAGGAGUUUGCCUAGAACAGCCCUGCGCGGGGCGGGGUAAUGGGGGCCUGAUUGCACUUCGACGCAGGCGCAGUGAGCACUGGUCCUGAGUGGCGCAUGCGUGGUGUUGUGCGAGCUGCGGCGCCAUGGACGACGAGGAGGAGACUUAUCGGCUCUGGAAAAUCCGAAAGACCAUCAUGCAGUUGUGCCACGACCGUGGCUACCUGGUGACCCAGGACGAGUUGGAUCAGACAUUGGAGGAGUUUAAAUCCCAGUUUGGGGACAAGCCGAGUGAAGGGCAUCCACGGCGCACUGACCUCACCGUGCUGGUGGCUCACAAUGAUGACCCCACAGACCAGAUGUUUGUCUUCUUUCCAGAGGAACCCAAGGUGGGCAUCAAGACCAUCAAGGUGUACUGCCAGCGCAUGCAGGAGGAGAACAUCACCCGCGCGCUUAUUGUGGUGCAGCAGGGCAUGACACCUUCUGCCAAGCAGUCUCUGGUGGACAUGGCGCCCAAGUACAUUCUAGAGCAGUUCCUGCAGCAGGAGCUGUUGAUCAACAUCACGGAGCACGAGCUGGUACCAGAGCACGUUGUCAUGACCAAGGAGGAGGUGACAGAGCUGCUGGCCCGAUAUAAACUCCGGGAGAACCAGCUGCCCCGCAUUCAGGCAGGGGACCCCGUGGCCCGCUACUUUGGGAUAAAGCGAGGGCAGGUGGUGAAGAUCAUCCGGCCCAGUGAGACAGCGGGCAGGUACAUCACUUACCGGCUGGUGCAGUAGCAGCGGAGUGGGAGCCCCUGCAGAUGGACAGAUGGACACAGUCUCAGUCGUCUCCUGUGGAGACUGCCCCAGCCUUCUUGCUGCUGCGCCUUUGGGCUCCCUAGGACAGCAGCCACUGUCUUGGUUUACCUUAUCUGGAUGAGGAUUUCAGUGGCUGCAUCUGGCUGAGGCCUCAGAAAGGACAUGACUCUGUCCGAGGAGGCCACCUGGGGGCAGCUGAUGUGAGCCCUGGUGCUGGGACAGCUGGCUCUGGCUGGGCUGUCCAUGAGCGCCUGUGGCCUGUCCCACCCAACCUCCUGCAUCCUGACUCUGUCCCUGGACUCACUGCAAUCAGCAGGGUGCAAGGUCACAGCUCAAUUGAGUUCUGAGUUGAACAGAACAUUGUGUGUUCUAAAAAUUAAGGCUAUUUUGAGUAAAAUAAAUUGUUUCAAACACCAGG
Molecule: messenger RNA, 1203 nt
Organism: Heterocephalus glaber (naked mole-rat)
Lineage: Eukaryota; Metazoa; Chordata; Mammalia; Rodentia; Bathyergidae
Gene: Polr2e
Product: RNA polymerase II, I and III subunit E
Biological process (GO): tRNA transcription by RNA polymerase III; transcription elongation by RNA polymerase I; transcription by RNA polymerase II
Cellular component (GO): RNA polymerase III complex; RNA polymerase II, core complex; RNA polymerase I complex
Molecular function (GO): DNA binding
Source: RefSeq, a predicted model, not a curated record